Molecule: messenger RNA, 1010 nt
Organism: Umbelopsis ramanniana AG
Lineage: Eukaryota; Fungi; Mucoromycota; Umbelopsidomycetes; Umbelopsidales; Umbelopsidaceae
Exons: 2
Coding region: 137-943 (268 amino acids)
Source: RefSeq, a predicted model, not a curated record
CACCAAAGCAAUCUACGAUGGCUACGAAUAUCAAGGAAGGAGACUACGAGUGUAUUUCGACAAGUUCACUUCAACUGCGCCAGGAUUACCUCAAGUGCAAGCCGUACCGAAGCUACGUACACGGUUACAUGAUCCAAUGCGCUUGCAUUCGCCUCCAUUUUCAUCGCGUAUGUCUUAUCCACCAAUGCCUGUACCUCCAGUAGCAGGAAUGCAGAUGUACCAAUCACCUCCGCAUCCCAGCAAUGUGCGACCGUAUUUCCCGACAUACACGGCCGUCAGCGAGAUGAUCAUUCCUACGCACAUGGCAUUUGCUAAUCCUACGAUGCAUGAGAGUCAGGGAAUGAUGGAUUCGACCUUAUAUACCAUGAAUCCAAUGGAGCAACCACAGCAUUUUACUUCUAUGCUCACUGACCCAUCCAUCCAUUUUGUAUCAGGCGCUACUGGUUUGUCUGAUGGACCUUCGACUCUCGGGAUGUUAGACACCGAAACUUCAGGAUUUUCGUCUUACCAUGGCGCUGCACAUAUGCAUAUGGAUUCGGCGGCGUGGAACGACGAUCAGCAACAUUCUCUAAUGUAUAGACAGCAUCCACAUAGAACGCAACAAACAGAGUAUUCUUGGCUUCAACCGCCAAUGUCACACUCCUUUCAGCAGGAACCGUUCUUGCCAAACUCGCACACAGAGUAUAUAAGCAACCAAAAACAGCUUUAUGGUAACUCUGCUCAUGAUGUUGAAACGAUAAACGCCUUGACAGGAUCCAUGUCUGCAUUACGAUUUGAGGGUACAGCUGGACUGCCCCAAAACGAUGCAUAUGAUACUCCUACAGAAAAUAUUAGUGCAAAGGUCGCGGCUUCUGGAAGAGGCGGUAUUGUAAUAAGCGAUACCGUUUGGGAUCGUCAAGAAGUGCCUUGGGAUACACCGUUAGCAGAUUCAUACAAAUUGUAAGAGUUCGUUAAUUUGUAUUGCAAUAAGCUCAAGCUGUCGUUUCUAUUCAAUUUGUUACAUGAUUACA